Messenger RNA from Engraulis encrasicolus (European anchovy), 5959 nucleotides. RefSeq names its product class I histocompatibility antigen, F10 alpha chain-like. The record is from RefSeq and is a predicted model, not a curated record. The coding region runs from base 19 to 933 and encodes 304 amino acids. Gene Ontology annotation, cellular component: external side of plasma membrane. Gene Ontology annotation, biological process: immune response. NCBI's taxonomy places the organism in Eukaryota, Metazoa, Chordata, Actinopteri, Clupeiformes, Engraulidae. The transcript is spliced from 8 exons.
AGAUCAACAUUGCUCAGGAUGUAUCGUGUAACUCUGAGUCUUUUCACGAUAUCCACAUUUCUCCUGGCAUGUUUGGCUGAUGUGGGGCCAGAAAGGCACUCCCUCUACUAUGUGUACACAGCCCUGUCACAGGCCGUCAAUGCUCCUGGCAUCUUUGAGUUCACUGCCAUGGGUUUGCUAGACGACAGAAAGAUUGACUACUACAACAGCAAACAGAAGGUCAAGAUUCCUCAACAGGAUUGGAUGAAAGCAAAGCUUCCCGCAGACUACUGGGAGAAGGGCACCCAAUCACGCAAGAGUAAAGAGCAGUGGUUCAAAGUCAACGUCAACAUCCUGAUGGAGCGCAUGAGGCAAAACACAAGUGAUAUCCAUUCCCUGAUGUGGAGACAUGGCUGUGAGGCUGACAAAAUGGCAGAUGGUUCUUUACAGUUUGUCAAGGGUGUUGAUGAAUACAGUUACGAUGGCAGUGAUUUCCUUUCCUUUGACGAUGAUACAAUGCAGUGGGUGGCACCAGUCAAUGCUGCUCAACAGACCAAACAGAAGUGGGACGACGUGCCGAUCCUGAACCAGUACACCAAGGGCUACCUGGAGAAGGAGUGUGUGGAGUGGCUGGACAAGUUCCAAAAAUAUGGAGAGAAUGAUCUUGUAGAAAGCCAAAAAUAUCGUCGCCCAAAUGUAUAUCUUUUUGCCAAAAACGGGAGACCUCAUGGUAGAUACCUGUUGACAUGUCUGGCCACAGGCUUCUACCCGAAGGACAUCAAGAUCAGCAUUCUGAAGAAUGAUUGGCCCGAGAAGGAAGGGCAUCAAGAUGAUGUCUUGCCUAAUGGAGAUGGAACCCACCAGAUCAGAGUGACCUUCCUAGCGGAGAAGGUGGAAAUAAACAUGUAUAGAUGUAAGGUGGAACACAGGACCCUGGACGGACCCAUUAGCUGAGUGGAAAACAGAGGGAAAAGUUGUAGAUGAGGAUUGCGGCCCCGGCUCUGGCCCUCCAAUCGGAGUCAUUGCUGGCGGCCUCACACCACUGCUGCUCAUUGCUCCGGCUUUGGGGAUCUUCUUGGCCAAAAAGAAAGAGAUGCUGUGCUUUGAUAAGGGAUCCCCAGGUAGCUCUAUAAGAUCCUCAGAUGGAAGUGACCUAAUGUUGAAGGGAGCCAAUGGGAACGCCUAAACAUCUGCAGAAUGGUAGAGAUGAUCCAUGCCAUGAACUACAAGAUAAGAGUUAUUAUUGUUCAAUAUGGUGUUCCGCUAUCAAGGGAAAAUGGACUUGGCAGAAGCUAACGUCGGGCUGUUAGAACGCUUCUGCCUCGUCCAUUAUUUUCCUUGAUAUAGGGACACCUCAUCGGACGUUAUUCCUUACACAUGGGCAAGGGGCAAUUUCAAGCUGUUUAUCUUAAGUUAAAUGGAAAAGUAAUUUUUACAGAAAAAUGGGGAAAUGAAGAAAUAAUUUGAUAUGCAUGUCCUCGUGGAGAGGUUAGGCUAGGUAACCACAAUUAAAAUGCACUUUUUAGGCUAGGUAACCACAAUUAAACUGCACUUUUUAGGCUAGGUAACCACAAUUAAGCUAUACUUUUAAUAACCACAAUUAAGCUAUACUGUUAAUAACCACAAUUAAGUUGUACUUUUUAGUAUUUUAGGGAUGGAGGUCAAAAACAAAAAAUGGUCAAAUUAGUCAUUGCAUGUUUGGAGUGGUCUUUCUGACAUUUCUUUCAAUGCUACUGUGUUAGGGUAUUUUCUCACCUACAUAUUUAUCUUUCAGUGCCACUGUGUUAGGGUAUUUUCUCACCUACGUAGUUCUCUUUCAGUGCUACUGUGUUAGGGUAUUUUCUCACCUACGUAGUUCUCUUUAAGUGCUACUGUGUUAGGGUAUUUUCUCACCUACGUAGUUCUCUUUAAGUGAUUCAAAUUCAAACUCAGUCCUCAAGUGGACCAACAGCACAAGGACUCAGUUCUGUUUUUGUUCAUACUGUGAGUGUGUUACAUAAAGAAGCGGCUGCUCUUUCUGGUCCCGCUAGGCUUUUAUUGUGUGUCAGUCACACCCGGUCCUCUAAUGGUGAAUCCCAUUACACCCCUUAGCCCUACGCCGAUCCCCUUUGCCUCCGUUUUGCGCGUCCACGUGUAGGCGUAGUGGCAUCCCGAUUCACGUUCAGACAGAUGGGUAGGGGUUCGGCGAAGGGCUUUCAUCCCCUCCAUCCCCAUGCAUGGAAUUAGUGACAGCUGUGAGUGUCAUUCCGUGAUUGUUGAAGGGGCAUCCCAAUCCAUAGGGGUUGCGUUUCAAGCCCUACACCUUGCUGCUUUAUUUGAAAGCACGAGGGGCAAGAGGAAGGCAAAGGGGUAGGGGUGGAGAUUAGUAAUUGGAAAGGCCCUAAGUAGUGUUUCUUAAUUGGUGGGUCGGGACCCAAAAGUGGAUUGUCACCAGUUGUCAGUCACCAUAUUGAAACAAGAUGCUGUGUUGAAGUCGAGGAGAGAUUGAAACAUGGUUCAUACUCCAACAGUUGAGCAACAUGUUGUAUGUCAGCAUAGUACAAGGCAAAUGCUGAUGCAUAUAAUCAAAUGCAAGGAUAUAUUUUUGAUCAUUAUUUUAAGAUUCCGAUGACAUGACAAAAUAUUGGGUCACCACAUAAUGGCCAUGGAAAAUUGUGGCUCCCAAAACUACUCCAGUUAGGAGCCACUGCUCUGCAGCUCUCCUUAGGUGGUUACACCUAGUCACAAGAGUAACUUGUCAGGACUCAUAAGCGAACCGUAUUGAGACCGCCUCAAUAAAGGUCUCAGUACGGUUCACUUCUGAGGGGUCUGGGUACACUUUGGAGCAAUUCACAUAUGCACAGAAAAUGCUGAGUCACAGGUCUGAGUUCGCUAAAAUGGCUGGAAGGGACCAGGUGUGAACAUGAGGAUGUGUACACUGGCAACGCUUCUCAGCUUUCAAAUACAAUGCCACAUUGGCAAGGGGCAAUUUCAAGCUGUUAGGUUUAAAUUAAAUGGAAAAGUAAUUUUACAGGAAAAUAGAGGGGGGAAAUGCAGAAACAAUUUAAGGGUGUUUUUUCACUUAGUCCCUUUCAGCCAUUUAAGUGAACUCAGACCUGUGACUCAGCACUUUCUGCACAUUUUCAAGCGCUCCACUGGUGAUGAUGCCAUAGCAACAUCACUCCACCUCUGCUUGGUUCAUCUGGAGAACAAAAACUGUCAUGUGCAAAUGCUGUUCAUUGACUUCUAUUGUACAUGUCUAUUCUUUUUAGUUAACUGCACAUUGAAGACUGGUCAAACGCAAUUUCAAACUUCUGUGCUAACCCUGUUACAUAGAUUUUUCACAAUAAUGUACACUUGAAUUGACUUGACUUGACUUGAUAUAUGAGCGCUCCAAAGUACACCCAGAGGCCCCAGAAGUUAACAGUAGUGAGACCUUAAUUGAUGUGGUCUCACUCGUUACUAGGUGUAAUUGAUGUGGUCUCACUUGUUAUUAGGUGUAAUCACUUCAAGAGAGCUCUAGAAGACCACGUGUGAACAAAAAUAAAAAACUGACAGCCCCUAAAAGCAUAACAGGACCAGAAAGAGCAGCCCGUUCUUUUUUUAAAAAAAGGUAUUUUUUUAGGGGCUUUUAUGCCUUUAUUUGAUAGGACAGUUCAAGAUGGCGACAGGAAGCGAGUGGGAGAGAAAGACGGGGUGGGAUUGGGAAAUGACGCCGGCCGGACUCAAACCGGGGUCCCCGUGGGCAUGCAAGCCCAAAUGUGGGGGUCUUAGCGCGCUGCGCCACAGCGCCCCCAGCAGCCAGUUCUUCUUGUAAUGCACUCACAAUAGGCAUAAAAACAGAACUUUGUCUUUGCUGUCAGUUCACAUUUUGGUUUGUUUAAAGAGGACUGAGUUUGGUUCACUUAAAGGGGACUAGGUGUGAAAAUAUAUGUGCAUGUCCUCGUGGAGAGGGCUUUGGUCAGACUAGGUCACCACUAUUGAACUGAACUUUUUAGUAUUUUAGACCUGGGCGUAAUCACAUGCUUGGGGUGGUCUGUCUCACAUUUCUUUCAGUGCUACUGUGGAAGUUGCACUGAAUCGGAGUGUUUUAUGCUAUAGCUUAUAUUGCUGUCAUUAUUUUUUUCACAAUGGGAAAACAUCAAAUCUCAAAUAUGUAUUGCUACCAAUGAUCUACAACAGGGCUAUGGGACAGGCCUAUCCCUGUAUGUAUCAGGCAACGCAACACACUCAGUAGUUUUAAAUCAGGUCUCAAGAAAUGGCUAGAAGCAAGGCAACACUGUGGACAUUUUUAGUCAUUGAUCUUGUGUUUGGUGUUUUACGUUUUCUUUAGUAUAUAUCUUUUUUUGUUUCUUUGGUGUAUUCUUUUAAUUAGAUAGGCCUUUUUAGCCAUGUAAUACUGUGGGCCUAUAUUUGCACAUAGUGCACCCAUUAUUUGUUUUGUUAUCAUAUUUUUGUAUUAUUAUUAGGACUGGGACUCGAUUAAAAAUUUUAAUCGUAUUAAUCUAUAGGCUUUGAAAUUAAUUAAUCGAAUUAAUCGCAUUUUAAUCGCAUUCAAGUAUCUGAUUUGAGAACAGUGAAAAAUAUAUUUUUUCACAUGAAUUUUGAAUAAUUACAAUAAAUAAGCUUAAUCUAAAAUUGUUAUUCAUUUUUAAAAGAGAGAACUCUUCUCAAUUUCAGCAGGCUGUUCACCAUCAGGCGUAUUACUGCCCUCCACUGGUCUAAUCCAGAACUAUAUAGCUAUGUUAUACUGCGAUUAAUUUUUUUAAUCGCAUGAAUUAAUUAAUCGAAUCGCGUAAUUAAUUAAUCGAAAUUAACACGUUAAUGUCCCAGCCCUAAUUAUUAUUCAUUUUAAUCCUUUUUUUUUUUUUUUUUAGCUUAACACCAAUUCCUGUCCAGGGACUACAUUUGAAAAUUAGCUGUGUGGCUAUAAUCUGUAUUGUGUAUAAUCUGUAUUGUCAAUUAUAUUGUGCACUGUCCCUGCUAAAUAAACAAUAAAUGAAAUUAAAUGAAAUGAUCUGGCUUAACCCAUUUUACCCUGAUGCUACGUAUACGUUGUUUGACCUUUGGCGCCUGGAGCAACAUGUAUAUGCUGCUUUCAGGCUCUUGAGAUUUUUGUAGUAAAUAUCUGGGUGUGUUACAGCUGAAUGAACACAUCCUAAUGCAAGAUGAGGGUCCUAGCUUUUAAACACAACUUUUUUUUGUGCCUCGGAGGCUGAGAUAUUUAGGUUUUAAUAGGCAGAGAGCACUUCUUCCCAAAAAGGGCUUAGGCAUUCAGCAGGUUUUUUGCAAGUGACUAAAGCCUCUUCCACACCAACCCGAUGGUUGGGUAUUGUCGCGCGUUGGGUAUAGUUGGGUCAGAGUUGGUUGGGUGUGUCUCUGUGCAUCUGGGAUAGUUGGAGGACGUUGGUGGUUUUGGGUCUCCAUCGGGAGACUUGAGCAUGUUCAGUUGGGUUGAGGAGCGUGCCGGUAGUCUGGCUCCAGCCCCGGCACUGAUUGGUUUGUGCUAACUGCAAGCAGGAGGUGGGAGGGCACUUGUUUAAGCUAGUCGCAAACUCACAAGUCUUGAGUUUCAUUACAUUACACUGUGUUUGUUUGUAGACAGCUUCUAACACAAUGCCCAGUGUGCCCUUUUCCUCUAGGUCGCACUGAGAGAAAUGAGGUCUUACAGUGGAGUAAUUUAAAGCCAUAGCGUUCUGUGAGCAAGAGACAGAGAUAGAAUGUAGUCUUGAUGGAUAAACUAUGAAUUUGUGAUUAGCGAAUUCGUUGAUUAGUUUUUGAAUUAAUUAUUAAAUUAUUACAAUUCAAUUUGUAUCUGAUGUUACUUUCUCUAUAUUUUCCCUAGCGGGGAUCUUAUGUAAUAAACAGACUUUUCUUUUCUGAUUCUAUUUUUCAUAAUAGACCUGAAAUAUGUUUUGCUGAGACAUUACAUAAAAGUUAGCCAGCUUAUUGCUUAUGUAAAUGUGAAUGAAAAGGAAAGUUUUUGAAAUUGAAAAAUAAA